UGGAUCCGGAACAAAAUACCUUCUAUCGAAUAAUGAACAAAAUAUUUUAUUUAUGGGACGCACCGGUCGAAUAUUUCCGAGAAAAAAUCGUUGUACCAAAUCAGAAGAAAUAUCCAUGGUAUCAUCAAAAAUUUCGCAGAGUUCCAACAAUCGAUGAAUGUUACGAAUAUGACAUUGUUUGUAUUACAGAAGCGCAAUAUCAAUUUGAUCGUGAUAAGCUGGUUGAUGAUGAAAUUCUUAGUAUACUAAGACAACGAUACGAAGAUUGUGGAUGGUACUAUGGGGAAGACAAAGAUAAAUUUUGUACUGACUACUAUAAUGCUUAUAUAGAUGCAUCUGGUGCUUGGUUUACAAAAUAUGGAGACCUAGGUGGACAUCAAUCUGUAGUUGAGGCACUCAUGAAACAAAAACAUCGCAUGGUUUGGGAACGGCGUCAUGGUCCAGUCGGUAGUGGCAUAACUAAUAAAAAAUAUGCGAUAUAAAAUAUUAAUUCACGUUCAUACUACACAUCUCAGUUUGAAAUUAUAGCUGAGUUUGUAUCAUUACAUGAAUACAUACUCUAUAAAAGAUGAUAAAAUAAAUUAAUGUAUUAUAUUAUGAACUAUUGUACAAUGAAUAAAAAUAUAAAUGAU
Molecule: messenger RNA, 632 nt
Organism: Bombus impatiens (common eastern bumble bee)
Lineage: Eukaryota; Metazoa; Arthropoda; Insecta; Hymenoptera; Apidae
Gene: ND-PDSW
Product: NADH dehydrogenase [ubiquinone] 1 beta subcomplex subunit 10
Source: RefSeq, a predicted model, not a curated record